AUGCAACCAGCUGUUGUGUUGAGAUAUGCGGCAAUCGCCUGCAUAGCCACAUCAGCAUUUGCUCUGGACCCCGCAGCCUUUCAACGAGUUUUCAACGGCACAUCUCUGUCCAGCAGUCAGAUCGAUCAGUUGGCAAAAGCGUACAAUGACGGCUUGAAGAAAUCUCAAGGAAAAGAGGCUGGCGAAGCAUUCAUCGCAUCCCUUAACAUUACCGAUAAGAAAGCACUGACUGACAAGUUUCUAGACCUCCGAAAAAAGGAUCUGUUGCUGAGAAAUCUACACUCAGAAACUAUGAAGUCUAUCAAAGACGUUGUCUCUAAGGAAAUAAAAAACAAGGUGGCGGAGUGGAAGGCGAAAGCCGAAAAACUAUACAAAGGUGAUUUUAGCAAAUCACAGAUCAGCGUCGUUCGUACGCUUCUGGAGGAGGUGCCGGCGAAAAUCAAGAAAACAGUCGAGACAAAAAUCAAUGAACCGCUUCAGAAGUUCAAGUCACAGAAGUCAAUGGAGGGGCUGCUAUCUGCUAUUGCAACCUUUCAUUCUCCGAAAUAA
Messenger RNA from Cylicocyclus nassatus, 549 nucleotides. Lineage: Eukaryota; Metazoa; Nematoda; Chromadorea; Rhabditida; Strongylidae. The record is from the annotation of a GenBank genome assembly.